Labrus mixtus (cuckoo wrasse) is the source of this 2585-nucleotide messenger RNA. It is a transcript of the gene lsp1a, whose product is annotated as lymphocyte specific protein 1 a. The transcript has 13 exons. The record is from RefSeq and is a predicted model, not a curated record. Gene Ontology annotation, biological process: muscle contraction. NCBI's taxonomy places the organism in Eukaryota, Metazoa, Chordata, Actinopteri, Labriformes, Labridae. Bases 316 to 2001 code for a protein of 561 amino acids. Gene Ontology annotation, molecular function: calmodulin binding; actin binding; myosin binding.
AAAGAGGAGGGAGUCACUCAGAGCCUCGCUGACAUUCCCCAACGAGCAUUUCAGGAGAGAAGUGUGUGUGAUUUAGAAAAGAGAGAGAGAGUGUGUGUGAAACCACUAGAAGAGGCUUCAACUCUGCAACACACACAACAUAUCAUUUAAAGCUCCGGGCUGCGGAGGACAGAAGCUGCCUUCAGUGUCGAGGUGGAAGAAGACAAAAGAAGAUUAGAGAAAGUUCUCACAGGGCAGCUGAUCUGUUUUGUUUCUACGAGAGGACAAGAAGAAGAAGAAUAAAAGGCAGUAGAAGAAGAAGAAAAGGAGGCCAACAUGUCCAACGCUCUGCUGAGGAGAAACUCCAGCAAACAGGGUUUACAAAACCUGAUGAGACUGACGGCUCAGAGGAGCAUUGAGGACGCCGAGGAGGUGGAGCGGGAGCGUCGACGAAGAGCUCGCGAGACUUCAAGCUGGACGGACGGCGGCCCGCUACAGGGAGAGUCUUCACUGGAGAACGAGACGCCAGCAGACGAGAAUAUGUACGAUGGUGGUCUGAAGCCGAGUAGCUCCCCGUCUCUGGAGGAAGACGAAGGCUUCAGCGACUGGACUCAGCGUCAAGAGAAACGGAGGCAGCAGCGUCUGCAGGAGCUCGGCCAGGGAGGCCAGGAGGCGGGGGAGGAAGAGGAGGUCACCACAAACAAAACCGUACCUGCAAAAGCCUCGAACGCAGCACACAGACGAGCGCAGAGGCAGGAGCAGGAGGAGAGAGAGAAGAGCAGGAUAGAGAUGGAGAGGAGGAAGGAGCGUGAGGAGGAGGAGAGGAGGAGGGAGAAAAAGAGGGAGGAAGAAGAGGAGAAGAGGAAGACAGAGGAGGUGAUGAUGAGAAGGAGGGAGGAAAGUCAAAGGCCGAACGCAGAGGUGGAGACAAGAAAAGAAGUUAAGAUCUCAUACACAUCCAAGGUUUUCCUUCAACAAGAGCCGAAACACAGCAACGCCAACGGAGACGCGACCAACCAGGAAGUGACAUCACACAUGAGGAGCAAGACCAAACGAACCACCAGCAGAAGCAUGGAGCCGGAGGAGUCGGAGGCCAUCCUGGAGACGGAGCAGCGUCUGGAGAAGAUCCGGCAGAGCCUCCAGCAGAAGGGGAGCCACGAGCUGGAGCAGCUGAGACACAGGCAGGCCGAGGCCGAGCAGGAACUGGAGGAGCUGAAGAGGAGGAGGGGGGAGAGACGUCGAGUCAGAGAGGAGGAGGAGCAACGGAGGCAGGAGGAAGAGCAGCAGCGGCUGGCCAGAGAGGAGGAGGAGAGGAGGCGGAUGAAGGAGGACAUCGAGAGGAGGAGGAUGGAGGCAGCGGAGAGGAUGAAGAGCCUGAGUACGUCCAGCGUGGACGGAGACGAGAUGUUCAGCCCGUUCAGUCCCAAAGCUCCCACACACAAGAUAACGGAGAGAACGGAGUCGCUAAACCGCUCGCUGAAGAAAAGUAACAGCUUUAAGAAGACGCAGCCGCUCGUCCUGCUGCCAAAGAUCGAUGACAAGAUGGAGCAGUACGCACACGCUGUGGAGAACUCCCAGGAGUUGCGGGCAGUGAAGGCGUCACUCAGCGACCUGCCCAGCUCACCCGAGGUCGUCGCCUCAAAGAAAAACCUGUUUGAGGCGGGAGACACCUGGAACCCGAGUCCCAGCAAGGGUGCGCCCUGCAAGGACACGGAGGGGUUGAAGGUGGGCGUGGCCAACCGGAUCACUCAGUGGGUUAAAGGUCCAUCUGAUGGCGGCAGACAGUCUCCAUGCAGACCGACAGAUGUGAAGGCCGGAGAUGUGAUGCAGAAAAAGAACAUGUGGGAGGGGAUCAGAGACUCGUCCGAUCAGCCGGGACACAGAGCCAAGGGUUCAGCCGCUGGUAAAAAGUACAAGUUCAUCGUCACCGGUCAUGGAAAGUACGAAAAGAUUCCCAUCGAAGAUGAGGACAGAGAAGACUUCACCAACGGACAAUCUGAUUCAUACCAUGGUGAUUACUGAGGAGUCGUCGUCCUUACAUUUAGCUUCCACCCCGAUCCCAAACAAGCAUCCACCGGCCAUCACACAAGCAGCAAAAUGGAGAACAAAGAAACAGCUCAAGCCCAAAAGGUUUACACAUCAACUGUCCAUAUUUGUCCAAUUUCCUCUUAAAUUUCGUUUUGUGUAUAUAUCUGACUGUGAGCUUUAAUGUUCCUGUAAUAUUUUCCACUACAGUUUGUAGAUGAAUCAAUCCUUGUGUGUGUCAGGAAACAUGCAUAUAUUUUAUGUAGAAAAAGUUUGUAUUUCUCAAUCAUUUUAGUAAAGUUUCAGCGUCAUACAGAUGAUAAUUAUGAAAGUAAGAAAAUAAAAACUGACAGAAUCUCGGCUCAGCACACCUGGUGCAACCAUUUACCCAAAGCUUAGUCAUGCAGACACCUGAUCUAUACAAUCAAACGUUAUGUCCUCUGUUUUUUUUUUAUGUACCCGAGUAGUGUCUUCAGCCGUGUCUCUGUACUACUGCACACCUUUGUCACCUUUAUAUCCUUCUACUGAGACUUCUUUGUGUUUAUAACCCUUUUUCUUAAAUAAAUUAAAAAUAUUUUCUA